Molecule: messenger RNA, 2563 nt
Organism: Diceros bicornis minor
Lineage: Eukaryota; Metazoa; Chordata; Mammalia; Perissodactyla; Rhinocerotidae
Gene: CDK14
Product: cyclin dependent kinase 14
Exons: 15
Coding region: 119-1528 (469 amino acids)
Biological process (GO): protein phosphorylation
Cellular component (GO): cytosol; cytoplasm; nucleus
Molecular function (GO): ATP binding; cyclin binding; cyclin-dependent protein serine/threonine kinase activity
Source: RefSeq, a predicted model, not a curated record
AGGAGGAGGUGGAGGAGGAGGAGGAGGCGCCGCCUUCCCCGCGCCGCGCGCCCUCGCCGUUGUCUUCUCUCCGCUCUGGACCAGUUUGGGGAAGUUGCCGGGGCCCCGUGUCGCCCAGAUGUGCGACCUCAUUGAGCCCCAGCCGGCCGAGAAGAUCGGCAAGAUGAAGAAGUUGCGGAGAACUUUGUCGGAGAGUUUCAGCCGCAUUGCUUUGAAGAAAGAUGACACCACCUUUGAUGAGAUAUGUGUCACAAAGAUGUCCACACGGAACUGCCAGGGAAUGGACUCAGUGAUCAAACCCCUGGACACAAUUCCUGAGGAUAAAAAAGUCAGGGUUCAGAGGACACAGAGCACUUUUGACCCAUUUGAGAAGCCAGCUAAUCAAGUGAAGAGGGUGCAUUCCGAGAACAAUGCUUGCAUUAACUUUAAGACCUCCUCCACCGGCAAAGAGUCGCCAAAAGUCAGGCGGCACUCCAGCCCCAGCUCGCCAACAAGUCCCAAAUUUGGAAAAGCUGACUCAUAUGAAAAACUGGAAAAACUAGGGGAAGGAUCUUAUGCUACAGUAUACAAAGGGAAAAGCAAGGUAAAUGGGAAGUUGGUAGCCCUGAAGGUGAUCAGGCUGCAAGAAGAAGAAGGUACACCUUUUACAGCUAUAAGGGAAGCUUCUCUGUUAAAAGGACUAAAACAUGCUAACAUAGUGCUGCUUCAUGACAUCAUCCACACCAAGGAGACCCUGACACUUGUCUUUGAAUAUGUGCACACUGAUUUAUGUCAGUACAUGGACAAGCACCCUGGGGGGCUGCAUCCAGAUAAUGUGAAGUUGUUUUUAUUUCAGUUGCUGCGAGGGCUGUCUUACAUCCACCAGCGUUAUAUUUUGCACAGAGACCUGAAACCACAGAACCUUCUGAUCAGUGACACGGGGGAGUUAAAGCUGGCAGAUUUCGGUCUUGCAAGAGCAAAAUCUGUCCCUAGCCACACAUACUCCAAUGAAGUGGUUACCUUGUGGUAUAGACCUCCAGAUGUCCUCCUGGGCUCGACAGAAUAUUCCACCUGCCUUGACAUGUGGGGAGUCGGCUGCAUCUUUGUUGAAAUGAUCCAGGGAGUUGCUGCUUUUCCAGGAAUGAAAGACAUUCAGGAUCAACUUGAACGAAUAUUUCUGGUUCUGGGAACACCAAAUGAAGACACGUGGCCUGGAGUUCAUUCUUUACCACAUUUUAAGCCAGAACGCUUUACCCUGUACAGCUCUAAAAACCUUAGACAAGCAUGGAAUAAGCUCAGCUAUGUGAAUCAUGCAGAGGAUCUGGCCUCCAAGCUCCUACAGUGUUCUCCAAAGAACAGACUAUCGGCACAGGCCGCCUUGAACCAUGAGUAUUUUAGUGACCUGCCCCCUCGGCUAUGGGAACUGACCGACAUGUCUUCUAUUUUUGCUGUCCCAAAUGUAAGACUGCAACCAGAAGCUGGAGAAGGCGUGCGGGCCUUUGGGAAAAACAACAGUUAUGGCAAAAGUCUAUCAAAUAGCAAACACUGAUGAGCACAGCGUUCUCAAGAGAGCACAGGAUUAAGUUGUCAUCAUUCUGGGAAGAAAAAAAACAUUAAUGAAGUGGCCAAUAAUACGAAGGGAAUCUUGGGUCAGUUUCCUUUCACUCCCCGUGGUAGAUUUCAUUUACAAGAAAAUUGAAGCUGGCAAGACCUUGUUUUCUCUGCAAUUUAUUUAAAACCUUGCACACAUUUGGAUACCUUGUGAUUUCCGAGAACUAUGUGAAGAUUAAGCUUUGCUUACUGAUACGUGGCAUGUAUUCUUUUCAGUCUUUUGUGUUUGAUUUUGUUUGAUUUCCCUCUGCAGCGCAGCGUCUCUGGAAAGGUUUUUAUGCUUUCACCAGCCAUGUCUUAAAUACAUUAAGACAACACAUUUGGUGUUCACACUUCUUCAGUAAUGUCUGUACUUGAAAGCCACAUAGUGGCAUAAAACAAUGUGUGUUUUCUUUGAGAGCAGUGCACAGUUUGCAACCACUAGGAAGGAAAUUUUUAGCUGAAGUAAACCCAUGUUUUCUGACUGACUUGACAACUUGGUCCCUGGCUGUGGGGCUCCCUUUGUCCUUCCCUUUUGAGGACAUUUGCAAAUGUGGUUUUUUUCUCGGAAAUAACUGCACAUUUACAUAGGAUAUUGGAAUCUGCUUAGCAUUCUCUAGCCACAUAGCAUGACUGUUUUUUGUGUAGGUUGGAAGUGAAGAAACAAAUACCAAGCAUUAAGAACAAAGGCAGGGAUAAAUUGCUUACUUUUCAACCUCUGGAAAUUGAGAUAACUUUUUACAUGUUUUCUGGGUCUUGUCAACAUCUUAUUUUCUCCAUCUACUCUGUUACACUUUGUGAGUAUUUUCUAAAUGGAGAAAAGAGUGAGGAACAGAAUGUUUAAAACUUGGAUGCAAAAGAAUUGUGUCCGCUGGAUGAGCUGUGAAAGCCAUCUUUGUUAGUUAACAUUUAAAUAGUAAAUUACGAAGUUAUCCAGAGUUAAAAAUUUGCUCAUUUACAUCAAAGCACCUUCAAAUUACAUUUUUUAAAACAU